AUGCAGACUGCUUCUACAAACAUUUGUGAAAGACUGUGCAAUAAGUCCGUGAACUUUCCUUGCAACAAAAUAUUCCACGGUCAACUGUUAGUGGUAUUAUAACAAAGUGGAAGCAACUGGGAACAGCAACUCAGCCAUUAAGUUGUAGGCCACAUAAAAUGACAGCACAUGCUGAUGUGCACAGAAGUCACCAACUGUCUGCAGAGUCAAUAACUAAAGACCUCCAAACUUCAUGUGACCUUCAGAUUAGUACAACAGUGUUUAGAGAGCUUCCUAGAAUGGGUUUCCAUGGCCAAGCAGCUGCAUCCAAGCCUUACAUCACCAAGUGCAAUGCAAAGCGUCGGAUGUAAUUGUGUAAAGCACACUACCACACUGGACUCUGG
Messenger RNA from Staurois parvus, 383 nucleotides. The record is from the annotation of a GenBank genome assembly. NCBI's taxonomy places the organism in Eukaryota, Metazoa, Chordata, Amphibia, Anura, Ranidae.